UGGUAUGUUGAGCACUGGUCAGGACAGUGAUUUAGUGAGGAAGUAGUUUCUCUACUGAUUUGUUGUUCGUGAGUGUACAAGUGAACUAGUUUGAUUCUUCGUUAUACUGAUUGGAGUGACUCUCUGAAGAGGAGGUGAAUUUGAAGAGGUGAUUUGUUGUUUGUGAGUGUACAAGUGAACUAGUUUGAUUCUUCGUUAUACUGAUUGGAGUCACUCUCUGAAGAGGUGAACCAUGAAGCAGAAACGAAAAAGGAAGCAUCUAGAAAGGACAAGUUCCCCCCAAACUGUCAAGAGGUCAAAAGACAAUACUCUGGUCCCUGAGGCUAAAGGUGAAUCCUCUGAAUCAGAAUACUUCUCCUGCUAUUCCUCCUUGAGUCAUCUGUCUUCUGCAGGAAUCUCAAAAUCAAGCAAAUUUGAUCCACCACCUGGCCACUGUUUGGAAGACAAUACUCUGGUUACUGAGGCAAAAGGUGAAUCCUCUGAAUCAGAAUACUUCUCCUGCUAUUCCUCCUUCAGUCUUCUGUCUUCUGCAGGAAUCUCAAAAUCAAGCAAAUUUGAUCCACCAACUGGACCCUCUUUGGAAGACAAUACUCUGAUAUGUGAGGCUAAAGGUGAAUCCUUUGAAUCAAAAUACUUCGGCUAUUCCUUCUUGAGUCGUCUGUUUUCUGCAGGAAUCUCAAAAUCAAGCAAAUUUGAUCCACCAACUGGACCCUCUUUGGAAGACAAUACUCUGGUCCAUGAGGCUAAAGGUGAAUCAUCUGAAUCAAAAUACUUCUGCUAUUCCUCCUUGAGUCAUCUAUUUUCUGCAGGAAUCUCAAAAUCAAGCAAAUUUGAUCCACCACCUGGCCACUCUUUGGAAGACAAUACUCUGGUCCCUGAGCCUAAAGGUGAAUCCUCUGAAUCAGAAUACUUCUCCUGCUAUUCCUCCUUGAGUCAUCUGUCUUCUGCAGGAAUCUCAAAAUCAAGCAAAUUUGAUCCACCACCUGGCCCCUCUUUGGAAGACAAUACUCUGGUCCCUGUGGCAAACGGUGAAUCCUCUGAAUCAGAAUACUUCUCCUGCUAUUCCUCCUUGAGUCAUCUGUCUUCUGCAGAAAUCUUAAAGAAGCAAAAGGAUACUCCACAGCCUGGUGAGAGUACCUCACAGGAAGAACACAGUGCCGUUGUCUCAAGUGACCUCCCCUGUGCCUCUGACAAUAAGAAUACGGAAGUCUUAAACACAGAUGAAGACAUUCUACUUUCUGGACCCUCUGGGUUGGCCCAAGGCCACAGCCAGAGGGCAGAAGUUUCAGACUCAGAAUAUAUUUCCCGUAUCUCUCCUGCAGACAAGCUCUUUGACAGAGAAUUCUGGAAGGACCAAGAGAAUGUGCCUCAGCCUGAGUCAUAUGUGGUCUCUCCUGGCAGUGAGAUUGCAGGAGAAAAGUCUUCUUCCUCAGAAUACGUCUGCAUCUCCCCUUCUGGAAGCCAUCAAAAACACCAAGAUGUUUCUCAUCCUGGACAAUCUGAGCAACAUGAGACUUCUUCGCCCUUUCCAUAUGUCUCAUUUCCAUUCCAUCUGGUCAGUAGUACUCAGCCCUCUGAGCCCUCAGUACAACCACAGAAGGAAAGGCUCAUGAAAAUUUACUACAUGCAUGUCCAAAUGAAAAGGGGGGUGGCUGUCUUAAGUGAUUCAGAGGAAGAGCAGGAGCCUCCCUCAAAGAAGGCAAGACUAGAAGAAAUGGCCUUUCCUGAAAAGGUCCAUACAGAAGUCACCCCGUCUCAUGUGUGUACGAAGGAACUCCUAACUGGCAGUGAGUCCAGCUGGAACAGUGAAGCUCAAGAGGAAAAGGAGGAGGCUGUCAGCCCAGCAGAGACUCCAGCUGUGGAGGAAUGUUCCAGGGCCAAGACCCCCGAAUGGCUUGUGGCCCUGGAUAGUGGCUUCAGGUGCAUGGGCUGCUGCCGGGUCUUCCCCAGCUUAGAGGCCCUACAGGAGCACGUCCAGCAUGGGGUCACUGAGGGCUUUAGCUGCCAUACUUUCCAUCUGGCCUUAGCUUGGCUGAAGAGCAAGAAGAACAGGGCAAAGAAGAGAAGGGGGGAGAAUACCGGGAAGAGAACACACCGAGGCCAGAAAGAACAUCAUUCUGGCAUGAACAUGUCUUCAUGCUAAUAAACAGACUCUUCAGCCCCUGAGAGAGAGAAAGUAGAGUAAACCAGACUCUACCAAGGGGCUUUCUUUAUCUUCUCUAAACAACCCUCGUACCCACCUCUAUUUAUACACAUCUACCACCCCGCCACUACCAGUGCACCAGCAGCAACAGGAGCAGAGGACCCCUUUCCACUCUAUCCACUGCUCUCCCAAGAAGGAGGAGAAGAAGGUGGUUCUCACCAUGCAGAACAGCAAGACACUCACAUGCAGUCUAAAGAGCAUCGUACACCAGCGUAUCCUCUCUACCACUACACUGAAAAAAGGAGACUCCCUGGAAGCAGGGACUGCUGGAGGCCACAUGGUCAAAGAGCAACACAGACCCAUCACCCCAAAGAUUUCAAACAACAGUAUCCGGCACAUUCCUGCAGUCUGAUGGGAGUACAGACGUUUUCAUGAGUCCCAUAGCAUCAAGGGAGGACCGGCUAAAGAUGGAUGUACCUGAUCCUCUGCAGCUGCUCCCAGUUACCUGGUGAAAUGUGGUGCCCAGCUCUGGAGAAAAUAUCCACAGAGAGGCGUGAGAAGCCCAAGGAAUGCGGGGAAUACCAGGCCCUCAGGAGCCCUGAGAGGAAAGAGUCUCUGCUCCUGCUGACUCUCCCCCACCCUGCCAGAGUCAGGCACCGCUGAAAAUCCCUGCAAUAUUGCCUUGUGGGGAAGAGGGCGGUAUUGCUAGAGAUGUUAGUACUGUGGAAACACAUUUCUCCUACCUAGAGCUUUCACCAGUGGAGCAGAAGAUUGAUGACAGCUUGGCAGGAUUCGGGGGAGGAGACUGCUAACUUGACAAAGAAUCUAGUUUGAGUUCUGCUUGCGGCUUCUCAAAUCCCUUGCAUUUACUGCAGGUGUGAACACCUGGCUCAUAGUCUUACUCUCCAGCCUGGCUAUAGAUUUUUCACCCCAUCUAACUUAUUUCCCUCCUCGACAUCUUAUAUCCAUGAAUAUGUGCCUGAAGACUCUGACUAUGUGGUAGAUUGUAAUCCAUACCCUUCCUCCCCUGUACUCGCACCCACAAGUUUCCGCCAGUGUAGUCUUCGUUAACAGUUUUACUUAAUUUUCUAUAUCCUUUCCUUUAUAUGCACAUAUAUCUUUCGCUGUGUCGUUGUCUAAUACGUUCACCUGCCUGGUUAUUUGACUGGGGGACAGACAUUCUUAUUACUGAGAGAGGAAAAGCUACUGCACAAAUGAAACAAAAGCAAAGAAAAUACCCUGCUUGGCUUUUCUGGGCACAUGUAUGUUUACAAACAGUUGAUAUACAGUCAUAGGAGAGAGGAUGGAACACCCUCAUCAGGGUGAUCAAAUGUGUGUCCACAAGGAUGCCCCAAAGUCAUAAUCCAGUUUUAUUCUUACUAAUUUUAGAAACAUAAAAAAUAAAACAAGUUUUUAAAAGUAAAA
Molecule: messenger RNA, 3568 nt
Organism: Canis lupus familiaris (dog)
Lineage: Eukaryota; Metazoa; Chordata; Mammalia; Carnivora; Canidae
Product: protein FAM170A-like
Exons: 12
Coding region: 233-2143 (636 amino acids)
Biological process (GO): fertilization
Cellular component (GO): nucleus
Source: RefSeq, a predicted model, not a curated record